Anneissia japonica is the source of this 6141-nucleotide messenger RNA. Its product is annotated as mucin-5AC-like. Lineage: Eukaryota; Metazoa; Echinodermata; Crinoidea; Comatulida; Comatulidae. Gene Ontology annotation, molecular function: protein binding. The transcript has 24 exons. Gene Ontology annotation, cellular component: extracellular matrix. The coding region runs from base 191 to 5770 and encodes 1859 amino acids. The record is from RefSeq and is a predicted model, not a curated record.
UCAUUUCUCAGAUCAGGACAAGGACUACUGACCAAGGAUGUAGACAAGGAUGACUCUAAUACCACACCAGGAAAUCUGGAAUUAUUUGCCAGGGUCCAGAACCUACCAAAAUGUCCUUCGAGACUAAUAUAAAGGGCGAUAGUUUGGGAUUUUCAAACAGUGUCUCUCAGGAUUACCGUACAGAUCCACAAUGGUCGCGUCCCGGCAAGGCGCGUCCCGGCACCUUAUCAAACUUUUUCUCCUGCUAGCACUACGUACAUCCUCAUCUGCGUUCAUUUUGAACUGGUUUACGGGAAAAGAUCACGAUAAUUAUCAAGCUGGUGAUGAAAGUGCUGAAGUCGAAAUAAGGUCGAAUGGUGAAGAAUGUGGUCCAAACAUGGAAUACAGUGAAUGUGGCGGUUCAUGCCAAGCGACAUGUGAGAACCCAAAUGCAGUGUGUACUAGUGUAGGUGUUUGCCUAGCAGGAUGCAGCUGUAAAGAUGGUCUAGUACGCCAAGGCGACCAGUGUAUACCAUUGAGUGAAUGUCGAUGCGAGUACGAUGGCAAAUUCAUGGACAAUGGAGAUAUUAUAAAGUUGGACUGUAACGAAUGUACUUGCAACAGUGGGACAUGGCAGUGCACUGAAAAUCAAUGUGGAGCUACCUGUUGGACAGCCGGCUUAGGCUUUUUUAAAACAUUCGAUAGUAAGUUCUACUACCACGAAGGAAACUGCGAGCACUACCUUGUGAAAGACUGUCGAAAUGAAGGCUUACCAUACGAGAUCCGAUUGAGUACUGAGAACUGUUAUGCAGAAGCCACCGGCGAAGACAACCAGUGCCGCAAAGCUAUCAAAAUAUUACACAAAGGAACUGAAGUUCGUAUUGGAUAUGCAAGUGAAGUGAUAGCUGAUGGGGAAGAGCUUGCCAACUUCCCGUGGUCGGAAUCGGGAAUAUUCAUAGAAAGGCCCGCCUUGCAUGUCAUCAAGAUAACUUUAGAUAUAGGAUUUGAGAUAUUGUUUGAUGAGAAGGCCCGUGUUCAGAUUUUCGCAAGCAAUGACCUUGUUGGUGCAACGUGUGGUUUAUGUGGGACUUUCAACAACAACAUUGCUGAUGAAUUUCUAAUUCCUUCAGGAGCUGUGGAAACAAACAAAGACUCUUUCUGGAAUAACUGGUUGGUGGAUUCAACAUGUAUUCCAAGUUACACCCCCAUUGUUCCAUCAUGUAUUGUAUACGAGGAGAUGCAACCAGUAGCGAACGAACUUUGCGCCAACAUAUUGAAUCCAUUAGGCCCAUUUGCAGCCUGUCAUGCAAAAAUUGACCCGAAUCCGUACUACGCUACUUGCCAGUCGGACGUCUGCAGUUGUACAGAUGCCUCCUCUUGCCACUGUAGCAUUUAUUCACAGUAUGCUGCAGAUUGUAGCGCCAAACUUGUUAAAGUAUCAUGGAGAUUAAUAACAAAGGGAUGUCAUGUUAAAUGCCCCAGCGGAACGGAAUACAACGAAUGCCACAAUUCAUGCAAUUCGUCGUGUAGAUCCCAGGUGUCCGAUGUGCAAUGCCAUGACACAUGUGUAGCCGGAUGCUCAUGUCCUCCUGGUCAGGUCUUUGACGCCAAUGGCAACUGCAUCCCAGCAGAUAGAUGUCAUUGUGAGGCUUUCGGGCGCAUAUUCGAUGCUACUGAUGUGCUUAGCCUAGACUGCAGUACUUGCACGUGCGAUAAAGGUUCAUGGAGCUGUGAACCAGCAGGUUGCACCUGUGGUGAAAAUGCAGAGUACAGUAACUGUAUGAUGCCACGUCAGUGUCAGAAAACUUGUGCAAAUAUUGGAAGUGAUGCAGUGUGCCCCGACACAGCUUGUUUUCCCGGAUGUCAAUGUUCUCCUGGUUAUGUCCUAGAUGAAGGAUCCGGAAGAUGUGUUCUUCCAGUGGACUGUUCCUGCUAUCAUGGAGGAGUAGCCUAUCCAUCCGAAUCAGAAGCAAAUCUUGGCUGCAAAAGUUGCUUUUGUUCCGGUGGCAAGUGGACUUGUAACGAUACAGAAUGUCAAGGUUCCUGUAUGGCGUGGGGUGAUUCACAUUUUAAAAGUUUUGAUGGCCGAAUGUUCGACUUUACUGGCGACUGUCAAUAUGAUUUUAUCAGCGUAGAUGAUUUUGAUAAGAAGAUCAAAUUCAAUAUUGGAAUACGAAAUCAAGUGUGUAGCUCUUCUGGCUUGACAUGUCUCAAAGCUAUCAUCAUUAAGCAGUAUGAUCAAGUUACAGAUGUGUGGAAUACGUUAAGGCUUGUACAAGGUGCGCCUGUGAUUGCACCAAGUCACAAUGGAUUCAAUGUCAAGCAGCGUGGUAAAUAUGUGAUUGUGGACUCAUGUCUUGGCUACUCAGUUUUAUGGAACAGAGGAACAUGGUUACAAGUUAAGGCUCAACCUUUCCUAAGAAACAAGGUUCGUGGGUUGUGUGGCAAUUUCGAUGGAGAUCAGUCAAACGAUUUUCAAACACGAGACGGACUGGAUGUCAUAUCAUCAUUGGAAUUCGGAAACAGCUGGAAGGUGCAUAGAACCUGUCCUGAUACGAGCCCAAUUGAGGUAGACUCUUGUGCGUCUUCUUCACAUAUGAAGUUGUGGGCACAGAAAAAAUGCAGCGUUAUCACAGGAUUAACGUUUCAAGUAUGCCACGGUCAUGUUUCUCCAGAACCUUUCUAUGAGAAAUGUGUCUCCGAUACAUGUGCUUGUGAUUUUGGUGGUGAAUGUGAAUGUACAUGUACUGCUAUUGCUGCGUACGCCCAAGAAUGUAACGACAAUGGUGUGCACAUUUCAUGGAGGUCUGAUAAACUAUGUCCAAUGCAAUGUAACGGUGGAGAAUCCUGUCUUAUGUACAGCCCAUGUGUCGAUAUCUGUGGUGGUAUGUGUAUAGAAGGUUGCUGCCCUAAGAAUUCAUUAUUAUACAAUGGAGUCUGUAUUGAACCUGAUAUGGAAUGCCCAAGUUGCAACGGGUAUCCAGUUGCACAAUAUUAUGGUAUUCAAUAUAGUUAUCAUUAUUAUGAAUUAUACUGGACUGUCAUUGGUGGUUAUAAGGUGUCAUGGUCAUACAUGGGAAACGCGUAUUGUUGGACACAGUGGUUUGACGACGAAAACGGUAGCAAUAUAUCUCCUUCUGUUGCAUUUGAGAAUGAAUCUAUCGACGAUAUCUUUUUACAAUAUCCAACCAUGAGCUGUCAGAAGCCUACAGGAAUCCAAUGUCAAACAAUUGAUGGACUUGCAUAUGAUAAGACAUCACAAACAGUAAAAUGUGAUAUUAACUUUGGCUUAAGUUGUUCGAAUAGUGAAGGACAAACAUGUUUUAACUACAGGAUUAGACUGAUAUGCCCUGAAUUAUGUAGCCAACAUAUAAUUGCUGAUUCUGAUGUCAUAGUCGGUCCUGCUGAAGUUGAUGCUGGAACAACUACCGGAGCAGCAGGUUCUGAAACCGGCUCAACUAGUUCUACAGAAGGAUCCAAAAUGGAGAGUGGAAAUACCUCUAGAACAACAGCUGGUACUGACGGUACAGGUGCGUCAAAGACAGGUGAAGGAAGCUCAAGUGGAACAACAACCGGAUCAAAUGGUGAAGGUACAAAGUCAACAGACUCUACGGGAAGUUCACAAACAACUGGAGGCGCCAGUGGAACAAAAACCGAAACGGAUGGUACAGAUUCAGGAACAAGUUCUACAGGAGGAUCUCAAACGGAUGAAGGAAGCUCAAGCGGAACAACAACCGGAACCCAUGAAACUGAUUCUGGAUCAACAGAUACUACAGGAGAAACACAAACAAGUGGAGGUACCAGUGGAACAGCAACUGGAACAAAUGGUGCUAAUUCUGGUUCAACAGUUUCUACAGGAGAAACACACACGACUGGAGACGCAAGUGGAACAACCACUGGAACCCAUGAAACUGAUUCUGGAUCAACAGGGGAAACACAAACGAGUGGAGGUACCAGUGAAACAGCAACCGGAACAGAUGGUACUGAUGCUGGUACAAAAGACUCUACAGCUGAUUCCCCAACAACUGGAGGCACCAGUGGAACAACAACCACAACAGAAGGUACAGACUCUGGAUCUACAGGAGGUUCCCAAUCGAGUGGAACUACCGGUGGAUCAACAACUACUGUAACAGAAUAUUGUUGGACUCAAUGGUUCGACGAUGAAAAUGGUGGUGAUAUAUCAGCCUCAGUGGUAUACGAGAAUGAAUCUAUUGAAGAAAUCUUUGCACGAUAUCCAACCAUAAGCUGUCAGAAACCUACUGGAAUCCAAUGUCAAACAAUUGAUGGAAUUGCAUAUGACAAGACAUCACAAGUUGUGCAGUGCGACACAAGCUUUGGUUUAAGAUGUUCGAAUAAUGAAGGACAAACAUGUUUCAACUAUAAGAUUCGACUCAUAUGCGCUGAAUUAUGUAGCCAACAUGUAAUAACAGAUUCUGGUACGAUGGUCGGUCCAGGUGAAGUUGAUGCUGGAACAAUGACCGGAACAGAAGGUUCUGAAAGCGGCCCAACUGGUUCUACUGAAGAAACCAAAGUAGGUGGAGACACUUCUGGAACAACAAGUGGUACUGACAGUACAGGCUCCGGAACUUCUCAUUCAACAGCUGGGUCGGAGACGAGUGAAGGAGGCUCAACCAGAACAACAACCGGAACCCAUGAAACUGAUUCUGGAUCAACAGAUACUACAGGAGAAACACAAACAAGUGGAGGUGCCAGUGGAACAGCAACAGGAACAGAUGGUACUGAUUCUGGUUCAACAGUUUCUACAGGAGAAACACACACGACUGGAGACGCAAGUGGAACAACCACAGGAACCCAUGAAACUGAUUCUGGAUCAACAGGUACUACAGGAGAAACACAAACAAGUGGAGGUGCCAGUGGAACAGCAACAGGAACAGAUGGUACUGAUUCUGGUUCAACAGUUUUUACAGGAGAAACACACACGACUGGAGACGCAAGUGGAAAAACAAGCGGAACCCAUGAAACUGAUUCUGGAUCAACAGAUACUACAGGGGAAACACAAACGAGUGGCGGUACCAGUGGAACAACAACUACUGUAACAGUUUCCUGCUCAAGUAUUUGUUCUUUCAUCAAGACCUCUUUGUUUAAUGUUUGCCGUGAUGUAAUAGAUAUUGAUAAAUAUUAUGCUAUGUGUUCAGAAGGUGACGCUUGUAAUCCAGGUUUUGCUUGCUCUGUGAUAAGUGCUAUGGUUGCUGAAUACGAACAGAAAUCAUUUACCUGCCUUAGUUGGAGGAAAGCUGUCGGAUGUGAUACAACGUGUCCUUCUGGAUUUGAAUUCAUGGAAUGUACAUGCUUCAAUUCUGGAUGUAGUUUGGGAGUCAGAGAUGAGUGUGAACCGUGGCAGAAAAGAUCAGGAUGUGGAUGCACUGAGGGCUUCCAGUUUAAGAACGGAGCUUGCCUGCUUUGUGAUCCUUAUGAGGCUGAAAUGCAGACAACUGUUUUGCCAUCGUUAUCAUGGAAAUCAGGAAACUGUCGCUACCGUCGAGUGGAGAAGGUACAUCAAUUAGAAUUGGAGAAUGGAUCGGUGUGUGAGGCAACGUUUCCCAUUGACGAAUGUAGCGGGAAAUGUGCGUCAAGAUCGGCUACGAGCAUUCUGGUUCAAGAUAUGUUUGUGUCGCGCUCUGAGACAUGCGGUUGUUGCAGACCAUAUCAGCCGACAAGGUCAUCUAUGCAAGUCCAGUGCGACAGUGGUGGCGCUGUGAUGGAAAUUAGUGUCGAAACUUUUGAUAGCUGUCUUUGCGAACAAAAUAGAGAAUGCAUCUUUGAGGACUGAAUUAUGUCUAAAAAUUACCAGAUUCAAGAACAUUAAACAAUUCAUAAAAAUCAAUGAAUGAAACACCCACACUUCCCCUACCCGGUUUUUAUUUGUGAACACAUAAUGAUAUUUUUAACUUAUACGGUUAUACCUUCAUAGCCUUACGAUUUAAUGCAAUUGAUUAUACUUUCAAUACAGCUUUUGUCAUAAAUAUUAUGAUUACCUUUGCGUAUUAACAUUUUCCACAAUAAAUAUUUUAUUGCAGAAUUAACCCUUUACAAACCAUAAGUUGAAGAGAUAAUUCAGAAUAGGCAUAAGUAUUUUAUAGUUGCAUUGUGAUUUGCACUAAGUAAAAGUAAAAUAAAUUUAAAACCAUUUGUAAAAACGGA